Syngnathoides biaculeatus (alligator pipefish) is the source of this 2642-nucleotide messenger RNA. RefSeq names its product cyclin dependent kinase inhibitor 1Bb (gene cdkn1bb). The transcript is spliced from 3 exons. Bases 432 to 983 code for a protein of 183 amino acids. Gene Ontology annotation, molecular function: protein-folding chaperone binding; cyclin-dependent protein serine/threonine kinase inhibitor activity. The record is from RefSeq and is a predicted model, not a curated record. Gene Ontology annotation, cellular component: nucleus; cytoplasm. NCBI's taxonomy places the organism in Eukaryota, Metazoa, Chordata, Actinopteri, Syngnathiformes, Syngnathidae. Gene Ontology annotation, biological process: regulation of cell cycle; G1/S transition of mitotic cell cycle; negative regulation of cell population proliferation.
CCCUCUGCCUUUGCAGUCAAGCUCGCUAACUCGGAGCGAGUCGACCGUCAUCGCCAUAUUGGCUUCGGGGAAGCUCCGGUGUGCAGUUUCGCUGUUUUUGUUUGUUUUGUUUUUUUUCCUCACCCCCACCCGCGAGCGGAUUUAAAGUGACAAGAAGCGGCUGCGAGUUGGCGGAGGCGACGCAAGAGCUCUCGCGGUUAUCGUUUGAAUGGCGUGAACGGACGUUUUAUUUUUAAAUUCUCCCCCAUCUUCAACCUACGUCGCGUUUUAUAUAUUUUUUUGGAUCUUACCCAGCGAAGAGUUGUUGUUUUUCCAUCCCGUGGGAGGGGGGGGGGUAAGGUGGACGCUCCCGGGUUGUGUUGGUGUGUUUUUCCUCGGUGGUGGUGGUGGAGGGGCGGGGGGGUGGAAUUAAAAACUACCCCAAAAAAAAAAUGUCCGAUGUUCGACUAUCCAGCGGGAGCCCGACGUUGGAGCGGAGCGAGCCGCGCUCGUCCGGGCACCCGAAGCCGUCGGCCUGCCGCAACCUCUUCGGCUCGGUGGACCACGACGAGCUCCGGCGGGAUUUAAUGGGACACCUGCGGGAUUUGGAGAAGGCCGCCGCCGCCAAGUGGAGCUUCGACUUCGCCUCGGACGACCCGCUGGAAAGCGACGGCGGCUUCCGCUGGGAGCCGGUGGACUGCGGAGAGGUGCCGGACUUUUACACGCGGCCGCCGCGGCCGGGGCGGGGGGCUACGGAGAACAACCGCGUGGAUGUAAACGGAAACCACCGCCGUGUCGUCGCGGAGCCCGGCGAGGACGAACGGGCCGGCGGGCCCGCGUCGUGCCCGGAGCAGUGCACCGCGUUGAGGAAGAGACCUGCCUGUCACGAGCCCUCAACCCAAAGUAAGAGGACGCACAGCAGUCCGGCCGAGUGUCCGAACCGGAGCCGUUCCGCCGAACACACGCCCAGAAAGAGCAGCGGAAGCCCGGCGAGGCAAACGUGAGACGGACGAGCUGAAGAAGCAUUUUCCUUGUUGGGGGGUGGGGGGGGGGGGGGGGGCUCCAGUGUUGGUCAACUAUUUUUUGUUUUUGUUUUUCUCUCGUUUUGGAAGAAGAGGAAGUACUCGCAUCAUGAGAAACAUAUCAGCUCUCCUCAAGGACGCUGUUGAAGCACUGAAUAAGAAAAACACUAAAAAAAAAAAAUAAAAAAAAAAAAACAAGUCGUGGCACUCAAAAUAAUUUUUUUUAAGUUACUGCCUCUGAAAAAGCAUUCGAUGUAGCAGUGUGCAAUUAGGUUUGAUUAUUAUUAUUUUUUUUUUAUUUGCUCCUUUUUGUACUACCUGUGUACAUAAAUUAUAUCUAUUUUUUUUCUCUCCAUAUGUAGCACAUAAAACGUUGUGAUUUGAAAACAAAUCCUUUACACUUAUAUAUAUUAUAUAUUACAAAACAAGGUGUGAAUUUUUGAAUUGACUUGAAGAAUUGCAGUGUAGUUUGAUUUUCCAAAAUGCUGUUUUUUUUUUUGUUUUUUUUUUUUUUUUUAGAAUUUACCGAAAGGGCAGUCUUGACUUUGAAACAAUGAGAAAAAUAAAUAAUGGAUACAAUUUUUUUAUAUAUAUAUAUAUAUAUCCCUACGUACAGCACAUGUAUGUAUUUCGCUUCAGUCUCUCGGCAGUGUCUCUUCACUCAUCAUCUUCCAAACUCGUCAGUGAAGAACGGUACAAAUGUAGCGACUAUUUUUUAUUUUAUUUUUUUCCCCUCCCAGGAUUGCAAAAUGUUCUUAUUUUAUUUUAUUUAAAUGGCCCUCAUGUUUGUGAUGGAGGAUUUAAACAAAAAAAAAAAAAAAAAACAAGUUUCUCGGAGUAUGUGUUUCCAUUUGUGUUCCUUGCACGCCUCAGCUUCUUUUCAAACGAUGCGAUGGAGUUGUGAGGUACUUUUUGAAGAAAAAAAACGGACCGAAAGGUCGUAGGUCGCGCGGUAAGGUCCUCCUCUUCGUCAACUCGCCUGCCUUAAUUGACCCGGUUUGAAUGUUCUUACAAGACCAAACUGAUGGCCGCCAAGUACUUUUUUUUUUUUUUUUUUUUGACUUCACAUAGUAUGACUUUGUGAUAACCUUGAACUAAAUCCACAUUUAUGUAUCUGUGUUUAGCCUGCUGAGGAUGCUCCUGUUGGCAUCUAAAAGCUUUUUUUUUUUUUUUUUUUUUUUUUUUUGAGCCUAAUGUUCUGACCCAGUGUCAAACUGGACCAGAUGGAGAAACAUCAGCUCGUCUGAGGAAUGCAGUCACCGUCUCCUGUGUACUUUUGUGUAAAUAUUUUUGCUUUGUACAUUGUUUUGUAAAAAAAAAAGCAAAAACAGCAACAAAAAAAAAUGUUAAAAAAAAAACACUGAGAAAUUAUACUAACUUAUUUAUGUUGAGCUUUUUUUGUAGGAUAUAAAAAAAUGGUUAUUUUUGAUUCACAUUUAUCCAAAGUGGCAUUUACUUUAUUGUAAUUCCAUUUAUUAUUUUUAAAAAAAGCAUAUUUGUUUUCUUUUUGUUUGCUUUUUGUCAACAAGGUUGCAAACUGAGCCCAAUAAAAUAUUUGAUGUGGAUAUUUUCUUUUUUUUUGUGGUAAUUUGUGGUUAUAAAAUGUUGCAAUCAAUUAAAAAGAUAAAAUUUAAUCUGAAU